Messenger RNA from Rangifer tarandus platyrhynchus (Svalbard reindeer), 2934 nucleotides. Lineage: Eukaryota; Metazoa; Chordata; Mammalia; Artiodactyla; Cervidae. The record is from the annotation of a GenBank genome assembly.
AUGAGUGCGGGCCCCGGCUGUGAGCCCUUCACCAAGCGACCGCGCUGGGACGCCGCUGCAACUUCUCUGCCGGCCGCCUCGGACGCCCGGAGCUUCCCCGGCAGGCAGAGGCGCGUCCUCGAUUCCAAGGACGCUCCAGUGCACUUCAGGGUCCCGUCGUCCUCGUCAGGCUUCGUCCCGGGCCGGGCGGGACAGCACCGAGGCAGCGCCACCUCUCUUGUUUUCAAACAGAAGACUAUAACCAGUUGGAUGGACACUAAAGGAAUCAAGACAGUGGAAUCAGAAAGUUUGCAUAGUAAAGAAAACAACAAUACAAGAGAAGAAUCCAUAAUGAGUUCUGUACAAAAAGAUAACUUUUAUCAACAUAACAUGGAAAAAUUAGAAAAUGUUUCUCAGCUAGGUUUUGAUAAGUCAUCAGUUGAAAAAAGUACACAGUAUUUGAACCAGCAUCAGACUGCAACUAUGUGUAAGUGGCAGAAUGAAGGGAAACACUCACAACGGCUUUUGGAAAGUGAACCUCCAGCAGUAACUCUGGUAUCAGAGCAGUUCAGUAAUGCUAACGUUGAUCAGUCACCCCAGAAUGAUGACCACAGUGACGCAAACAGUGAGGAGAGUAGAGAUAAUCAACAGUUUUUGACACAUGUAAAGCUUGCGAAUGCAAAGCAGACAAUGGAAGAUGAACAGGGCAGAGAAACCAGAAGCCACCAGAAGUAUAGCAAGGCUUGCCAUCCUGCAGAAGACUGUGCAGGGUGUCAGCAGGAAGAGACAGACGUGGUGCCAGAGAGCCCCUUGUCGGACAUUGGCUCUGAGGAUGUUGGUACUGGACUGAAAAAUGCCAACAAAUUGAGUAGACACGAAAGUAGUCUAGGAAAUUCUCCUCCAUUUGAGAAAGAAAGUGAACCUGAGUCGCCAAUGGAUGUAGAUAAUUCCAAAAAUAGUUGUCAGGAUUCAGAAGCAGAUGAAGAGACAAGUCCAGGUUUUGAUGAACAGGAAGAUAGCAGUUCUGCUCAAACAGCAAAUAAACCUUCAAGGUUCCAACCAAGAGAAGCUGACACUGAGUUGAGGAAGCGGUCCUCUGCUAAGGGAGGUGAGAUUCGAUUACAUUUCCAAUUUGAAGGAGGAGAGAGUCGAGCUGGAAUGAAUGAUUUGAAUGUCAAACUACCUGGAAGUACUUCUAGCCUGAAUGUAGAGUGCAGGAAUUCUAAGCAACAUGGGAGAAAGGAUUCUAAAAUCACAGAUCAUUUCAUGAGAAUGCCCAAAGCAGAGGACAAAAGAAAAGAACAAUGUGAAAUGAAACAUCAAAGAACAGAAAGGAAGAUCCCUAAAUACAUUCCACCUCACCUUUCUCCAGAUAAGAAAUGGCUUGGAACUCCUAUUGAGGAAAUGAGAAGAAUGCCAAGGUGUGGGAUCCGGCUGCCUCCCUUGAGACCGUCUGUCAAUCACACAGUGACUAUUCGGGUAGAUCUUUUGCGAAUAGGAGAAGUUCCUAAACCUUUCCCAACACAUUUUAAAGAUUUGUGGGACAACAAGCAUGUUAAGAUGCCUUGUUCAGAACAAAACUUGUACCCUGUAGAAGAUGAGAAUGGUGAGCGAACUGCAGGGAGCCGGUGGGAGCUCAUUCAGACUGCACUUCUCAACAAGUUCACUCGACCCCAAAACUUGAAGGAUGCUAUUCUGAAGUACAAUGUGGCAUAUUCUAAGAAAUGGGACUUUACAGCUUUGAUUGAUUUCUGGGAUAAGGUACUAGAAGAAGCAGAAGCUCAACACUUAUAUCAGUCCAUUUUGCCUGAUAUGGUGAAAAUUGCACUCUGCCUGCCAAAUAUUUGUACCCAGCCAAUACCGCUCCUGAAACAGAAGAUGAAUCAUUCCAUCACAAUGUCACAGGAACAGAUUGCCAGUCUUUUAGCUAAUGCUUUCUUCUGCACAUUUCCACGGCGCAAUGCUAAGAUGAAAUCAGAGUAUUCUAGUUAUCCAGAUAUUAACUUCAAUCGGUUGUUUGAGGGACGUUCAUCAAGGAAACCAGAGAAGCUUAAAACGCUCUUCUGCUACUUUAGAAGAGUCACAGAGAAAAAACCCGCUGGGUUGGUGACAUUUACAAGACAGAGUCUUGAAGAUUUUCCAGAGUGGGAAAGAUGUGAAAAACUCCUGACUCGAUUGCAUGUCACUUAUGAAGGUACCAUAGAAGGAAAUGGUCAAGGCAUGCUACAGGUGGAUUUUGCAAACCGUUUUGUUGGAGGUGGUGUAACCAGUGCAGGACUUGUGCAAGAAGAAAUCCGCUUUUUAAUCAACCCUGAGUUGAUUGUUUCACGGCUCUUCACUGAGGUGCUGGAUCACAAUGAAUGUCUUAUCAUCACAGGUACUGAACAGUACAGUGAAUACACAGGCUAUGCCGAAACAUACCGUUGGGCCCGGAGCCAUGAAGAUAGGAGUGAAAGGGACGACUGGCAGAGGCGCAGCACUGAAAUCGUCGCCAUUGACGCCCUUCACUUCAGACGCUACCUCGACCAGUUUGUGCCUGAGAAAAUCAGACGUGAGCUUAACAAGGCUUACUGUGGAUUUCUUCGUCCUGGAGUUUCUUCAGAGAACUUGUCUGCAGUAGCCACAGGAAACUGGGGCUGUGGUGCUUUUGGGGGCGAUGCUAGACUAAAAGCCUUAAUACAGAUACUGGCAGCUGCUGUAGCUGAGCGAGACGUGGUUUAUUUCACCUUUGGGGACGCAGAAUUGAUGAGAGACAUUUACAGCAUGCAUACAUUCCUUACUGAAAGGAAACUGACUGUUGGAGAAGUAUAUAAGCUGCUGCUACGAUAUUACAAUGAAGAAUGCAGAAACUGCUCCACCCCUGGACCAGACAUCAAGCUUUAUCCAUUCAUAUACCAUGCAGUUGAGUCUUGUACACAGACCACCAACCAGCCAGGACAAAGGACUGGGGCCUGA